AUGUGCUGUCACAAUACCGGAAACAAAAGGCAGCAAGCGAAAGUGGAUUCCGUUUGACAGCUCUUUUCCAUCACAAGUAUGGCUCCGAAGAAACCGUCUGAGAAGUCCGCAGGCCAACCGGCCGAAAAGAAAGAGAAGAAGCCAGCUGCCGCUGCUGCUUCCUCCACCACUGGUUCCAAACCGGCAGCAGAGAAGAAAGCAGCUCCGGAGAAGAAACCAGCUGCUGAGAAGAAGCCAGCUGCGGAGAAGAAGCCAGCUGCACCGGAGAAGAAGCCAGCACCUGAGAAGAAACCAGCUCCGGAGAAAAAACCUGCGGCCGAGAAGAAACCGGCUACCGAGAAAAAGCCCGCAGUUGAGAAGAAGGCAGCUGAAAAGCGUCCUGCACCAGCCGAAACCAAGGCUCCUGCCCCCGAGAAGAAGAAGGCUACUGAGAGCAAGAAGACCCCAGCUGCUGCUCCGAAGACCGAACCUAAGAAGGAGGCUAAGAAGGUUGCCGCCAGUGCUGCGGCUGGAGGUGCAGCCAAGAAACCAGCUACUGCUGGUGCUGCUGCCGCCGGAGCGGCCAAAAAACCCGCUGCUGCUGCCGGAGGUGCGAAGAAGUCUACUGCUGCUACUGCCGCGACUGCCAAGAAAGCUGCUGAUGCCGCUGCCAAGGCCAAGAAGACCGCCGCUGGGGACAAGAAGGCUGCGGCAAAGAAGCCAACGGUCAAGAAACCAGCUGCUAAGAAGGGCGCACCGACUGCUAAGAAACCUGGCACAGCCACGGCAAAGAAGGCAACCGCACCCGGUAAGAAGUCAGCAACUGGUAAGAAGCCUGUGGCCGGAAAGGGAGCUGCUGGUAAGAAGCCAGUCGCCAAGAAGGCUGCCCCUGCUGCAAAGGGUGAUAAGAAGGCCGUCGAGGCUAAGGUACAGAAGGGAGCCGCUAAGGCUCGUGCUGCCGCUCUGUUGAGAGCCAAGCGUACCAAGACCAAGGUCGUGAAAGGACCGUUCGGAACGGCACUACGUAGGAUCCGUACUACUGUGAAAUUCCGCCGGCCCCGUACCCUGCGUCUGCCACGUAACCCGAAAUUCCCUAGGAAAUCGGUGCCAACUCGCAGCCGCAUGGAUGCCUACAACAUCAUCAAGUACCCACUGACGACGGAAGCAGCCAUGAAGAAGAUCGAGGACAACAACACGCUGGUGUUCCUGAUCCAUCUGCGGGCUAACAAGAACCACGUCAAGGCCGCGGUUAAGAAGUUGUACGACAUCAAGGUGUCCAAGAUCAACACGCUGGUGCGACCGGACGGUAAGAAGAAAGCCUACGUGCGGCUGGCUCGUGACUACGAUGCGCUGGAUAUCGCCAAUAAGAUCGGAAUCAUCUAAACCGGGCAAAUGAACGGUUUGUUUGCUUUAUAUCUAAUUCUGUUUCUACUCGUAAGUCGUGCUGCUGAAGAAAAAAAGAUUGGGGAAUGCGUAGAAUAUUCCAAACUCUAGGAGAGAAUGUGAGCGUCGGGAACUAGCAUCUCGCGCGAAAAGCGAGGAAAUAUAAAGUCUGCAAAAAUUAA
Molecule: messenger RNA, 1544 nt
Organism: Topomyia yanbarensis
Lineage: Eukaryota; Metazoa; Arthropoda; Insecta; Diptera; Culicidae
Gene: RpL23A
Product: transcriptional regulatory protein AlgP
Exons: 4
Coding region: 79-1362 (427 amino acids)
Biological process (GO): ribosomal large subunit assembly; translation
Cellular component (GO): cytosolic large ribosomal subunit; ribosome
Molecular function (GO): rRNA binding; structural constituent of ribosome
Source: RefSeq, a predicted model, not a curated record